GGUGUGCAGGUAUCUCUACAUAAAUAUUUAGAGGUACCGGUCUUUGUAUCAGUCAGCAUCUACGCAUCCCACUGGAGAACCUGGCUUACCAUCAUGACAAAACUACAGAUAGUCCUCGUCCUGGUGAUGUCCACUGUGGCGUGUGACGCCUGGUUUAUGUCUACGACAACUUGCAGCGAGGCCCUGACGUCGUACUGUGGUGAUGGUGCCGAUAACAUCACAGUAUGUGCAGCGUGUCCACUGUAUGACGACGUUCUGUGUAACGCCACCCAAGACCCGCUGCUGUGUUACGGCAACAACCGAAGUCCAUGCGGUGAUACGACGGAGCCAUGCGACUCCACAUUGGGCUUCAACUAUGGUUGCUAUAAUGGGUAUUGUUGGAGCCAGUGUGUGGGUGUGGACUAUGGGGACCAAGAGUGGUGCUACACCGCCAAGAGACAGCAUGGGCCUCGUGUUGACUACACCUGCGAAGAGGACUCUGAUUGUCAGCCAACUACGUUAAAUGACAGCAUCAUGUGUUCCGGGAACUGUGGGCCUACUGGUUCCUUUGGAAAGUGAACCACAGUACCGGACCGACCAUUUGAUUGGGAUAGGAUUAUUGCUGGUCGCUGCAAGAAGAAUCCUGUUUAUCUCCUCAAUUCACGCAAUAUCAGAUUGGUCGGCCUUUUCGAUUAUUCAUGUAUAUCACUUGCAAUGUGGAUCUACAAAUAAAGUGCAGAUCCUAU
Molecule: messenger RNA, 725 nt
Organism: Haliotis rubra (blacklip abalone)
Lineage: Eukaryota; Metazoa; Mollusca; Gastropoda; Lepetellida; Haliotidae
Exons: 5
Coding region: 94-558 (154 amino acids)
Source: RefSeq, a predicted model, not a curated record